Molecule: messenger RNA, 225 nt
Organism: Sphenostylis stenocarpa
Lineage: Eukaryota; Viridiplantae; Streptophyta; Magnoliopsida; Fabales; Fabaceae
Source: the annotation of a GenBank genome assembly
AUGGCGUUUAGACUGAUUUCAGCUAUCUUCUCUCAGGAUUUGUUUGAGCAGAUUAAUUCCACCGUAGGCAUUGGUAAAUUUCGAGAAGACUCCAACUUCAAAAAUUUAUCUGGAAGCACGUCAAUAGACUAUCAAACUCACUAUAUAAGCUUCCGUUGGAGGCGAGGAGAAAAAUCUACUGGUCUAACCUGCAAAAUCACUUGGACAACUCAGUCAGCAGAGUAA